CCAGCUUCUGCCCGGAGAUAUUGCCUGGAUGCUGGCCGCCACCGCCCUGGUCCUUCUCAUGACCCCGGGACUGGCCUUCUUCUACGGCGGCAUGGUCCGCGCCAAGAACGUGAUCUCCACCCUCCUCAUGUCCUUCGUGGCCAUGGGCGUGAUCACCAUGCUCUGGACGGUGGUGGGCUUCUCCCUCGCCUUCGGGGAUUCGCUCUCGGGCUACAUGGGGAACCCUGCCACUUUCCCUUUCUACAACAACGUCGGCGCGGCUGCUGACACGAAUUUCUCCAACACCAUUCCCCUAGCGCUCUACUCGCUCUUCCAGCUCAAGUUCGCCAUCAUCACCCCGGCCCUGAUCUCGGGCGCCAUUGCCGAGCGCGUGCGCUUCACUUCCUACAUCAUCUUCAUCGUCCUCUUCUCCCUCUUCGUCUACUGCCCUCUGGCGCACAUGACCUGGCACCCUGACGGCUUGCUCGCCAAGGCGGGUAUCCUGGACUUUGCGGGCGGCACGGUCGUGCACAUGUCCUCCGGGUAUGCGGCCUUGGUCGGAUCCAUCAUUUUGGGACCCCGCAAGAACGUGGGUAAGAUGCAACCAGCCAACAUUCCCUUCGUCAUGCUCGGCACCGCCCUUCUCUGGUUUGGCUGGUUCGGCUUCAAUGCUGGGUCCGCCCUUGCCGCCGAUCCCGUUGCCGUCCAGGCCUUCCUGACCACCAAUACCGCCACGGCCGCCGCCAUGCUCACCUGGGUAUUCGUGGACCACCUCAGGGGCAGCAAAUCGACGGCCAUGGGCGCCUGCGUAGGCGCCGUCGUCGGCUUGGUCGUGAUCACCCCCGGGGCGGGCUUCGUGACCGUGGGGGGUGCGGCCUGCAUGGGCAUGAUCGGUGCUUUCAUUUCCAACGUGGUGGCCCAUUACUUCAACACAAAGGCGAACAUCGACGACACCCUGGACGUCUGGCCUUGCCACGGAUUGGGAGGGACGGUGGGGAUGGUCUUGACCUCCUGCUUUGCCACAGUCAGCGCGAAUGCGGACGGCGCGGACGGGUUGUUCUACGGCGACGCCACUCUCUUCUGGCACCACCUGGUGGCGCUCGUCUGCCUGAUCCCUUACAUCAUGGGCAUGUCCUUCCUCUGCUACCAGAUCACAAACCUGAUCUACCCCUUGCGCGUGGGGGAGAAGAGCGAGAAACUGGGCCUGGACAUGUCCCAGCACAAAGAAUCGAUCAUGGUCCACGACGAGGAGGAGGACGAUGUGGUCAAGCCCGCGGAUGACCUGGAUGCCUCCAGCCGCAUCGAGCUCGGCUCCAUGUAAGGACGGGGCCCCUAAAAGUGUCCUUGAUGCUGGUGUUACGCAGAUGUGGGCGCAGCAGACCGCGGAGCCUGCGCGAUAAUUACAAACAGCCUUUUAAAUAAAAUAUGCAUGCAUGUGAGCAGAGUCUCCCGGACUGGAGGAGGAAAUACAACGUGGUACAAUCGAAGGUUUUGACCAUUUGACGCCAAAAUGGGCAUUUUCGGGAGGAAAUAUAGAUAAGGAUACAUAAGCAAGUAAUGUUGCGAAUUUGGACCCGGUGUACGGUGUAUAAAUGCCGUGCGUGGGUGUC
Molecule: messenger RNA, 1589 nt
Organism: Nannochloropsis gaditana CCMP526
Product: ammonium transporter
Exons: 1
Coding region: 29-1300 (423 amino acids)
Biological process (GO): ammonium transmembrane transport
Cellular component (GO): plasma membrane
Molecular function (GO): ammonium channel activity
Source: RefSeq, a predicted model, not a curated record